GUACAAACUUCGAACCCGUUCAAAAUUUUCUGACUUUUAUUCGUUUUUACUGCCUUAGCAGUUCACCAAUACUCAAACAAUUAAAUUCGUCGAUACGCUAGAAAAAAAAAUGGCACUGAAAGCGAUUGUUGGACAGAAGAUUAUGGACGAAAUGAUCAAACAGAAAGAUGUAAAAAAAGGUACAGUGGAAAAACCGAUCUGGCGGGUGCUGGUGGUCGAUCAGUUGGCGAUGAGAAUAAUAUCUUCAUGUUGCAAUAUGCACGACAUGGCAGACGAACGGGUCACCCUUGUCGAAGAUCUAAACAAGAACCGUGAGCCGUUGCCCACAAUGGACGCAGUUUAUUUUAUCACUCCAUGUGAAAAGUCCAUUGGCACACUCAUCAGAGACUUCUCUAGUCCGGGGAAACCAAUGUACAAAAAUGCUCACGUAUUCUUCACUGAGGUGUGUCAAGAAGAACUUUUCAAUGAACUGUGCAAUUCAAUUGCUGCCAAAAAAAUUAAAACUCUCAAAGAGAUAAACAUCGCGUUUCUACCUUAUGAAAGUCAGGUGUUUUCUUUAGACUCCCGUGAAACAUUUCAAUGUUUCUAUAAUCCAUUACUAGUAAGCAGUCGCAUCCCAAACAUGGAGCGUAUUGCAGAACAAAUAGCUACUGUUUGUGCUACAUUAGGGGAAUAUCCGGCUCUACGAUACAGAAGUGACUUUGAACGCAAUGCUGAAUUGGCUCAAAUUGUACAACAAAAGUUAGAUGCUUAUAAAGCUGAUGAACCAACAAUGGGUGAAGGUCCAGAAAAAGUGCGUUCACAGUUAAUUAUAUUAGACAGAGGAUUCGAUUGUACAUCUCCAGUUUUGCAUGAGCUUACAUUUCAAGCUAUGGCUCAUGACCUUUUGCCAAUAGAAAAUGAUGUUUAUAAAUAUGAACCCAAUACUGGAUCUUCUCUUAUUAAGGAAGUGUUAUUGGAUGAAAAUGAUGAACUCUGGGUGGAACAUAGACAUCAGCAUAUUGCUGUUGUAUCCAAGAAUGUAACACAACAAUUGAAGAAAUUCUCAGAUUCUAAACGCAUGUCUACUGUUGAUGAAGGUACCUUUUCUAUGAGCGAUUUAUCUGAUAUGAUCAAGAAAAUGCCUCAAUAUCAAAAAGAAUUGAGCAAGUAUUCAACUCAUUUACAUCUAGCUGAAGAUUGCAUGAAAUCUUUUCGAGGUAAUGUAGACAGACUUUGUAAAGUAGAACAAGAUCUUGCUAUGGGUACUGAUACCGAGGGCGAGAAGAUCAAAGAUCAUAUGAAAUGUAUUGUGCCCAUAUUGUUAGACUCGAAUGUGUCUAGCAACGAUAAAAUAAGGAUAAUUAUAUUGUAUAUUUUGUCAAAAAAUGGAAUAUCAGAAGACAAUCUUAACAAACUGAUACAACAUGCCCAACUGUCACCAAUUGACAAACAAACAAUUGUCAAUUUGAAUUUGCUCGGUAUCAACUCUAUUGUAGAUGGUAACAGAAAAAAAUAUUAUCAAAUUCCACGUAAAGAGCGUAUUUCUGAAGAAACAUAUCAGAUGUCUCGUUGGACACCAGUGGUCAAGGAUUUAAUAGAAGAUUGUAUCGAAGACAAAUUGGAUGCUAAACAUUUUCCUUUUCUAGCAGGCAGAGCUACUUCAUCUGGAUACUAUGCACCAUCUAGUGCACGUUACGGACACUGGCAUAAGGAUAAAGGCAAAGGACAACAACUUAUAAAAAAUGUGCCAAGAAUAAUAAUUUUUGUGAUAGGAGGAAUCAGUUUUUCUGAGAUGAGAUGUGCAUAUGAAGUAACUAGUAAUGUCAAAAACUGGGAGGUUAUUAUAGGUUCAUCACACAUUCUUACACCAGAAGACUUCAUUAAAAAUUUAUCAACUUUAAGUCAAUAAAUCUUGUUCACUUGACAAUUUUAAAGUACCUAAUAUUAUUU
Messenger RNA from Rhopalosiphum maidis (corn leaf aphid), 1932 nucleotides. RefSeq names its product protein ROP-like. The coding region runs from base 110 to 1891 and encodes 593 amino acids. Lineage: Eukaryota; Metazoa; Arthropoda; Insecta; Hemiptera; Aphididae. Gene Ontology annotation, cellular component: plasma membrane; secretory granule. The transcript is spliced from 10 exons. Gene Ontology annotation, biological process: vesicle-mediated transport; neurotransmitter secretion; intracellular protein transport. The record is from RefSeq and is a predicted model, not a curated record. Gene Ontology annotation, molecular function: syntaxin binding.